AUUAGGAAAGGUGUCUCUUUUCUGCACCUCUCUCUCUAUAUAAGCGGCCCUUCUCGUCCUUGGAGUCUUUUUAUUCAACACCCUUCAGGACAGCAAGCGAUCGGGUGCGGCGGUGUCUGCCCGUCUGGCUCUGUCCUGGUCUUUCGGAGAAUCGAGGCUCUGUUUCUGGGAAGAGCUGGGCUUUUUCGUGUGGGGGGAGCUUCUGGGGGGUUUCUCUUGGCUUUUCAAGAAAUGUAUGCAGAGACAGGACUGAUGUUCCCUUGCUUCCAGAACUUGUCUCAGGAAGUUCAGCAGCUUGAGGAGUUUUGGAAACCCCACAAGUCAAAUGCCUCUGUGGGCAACCUAAUUCAGGCCACCGCCAUAUCAGAAUAUGACCUUGGUGCAGAAGGGGAUCUUUUCAAAGCUCCAGAGCCUAUAAUAGAAGAACCGCAGCUGGUUGUGGGCCUGGAUCCGAUGACAGCAGCCAUUUCGAUGAUGUCCAGUGGGGAAGAUGUCAUGUUGCCUCAAGGACUGAAGGUUGCAGAUUUUAUGUCGCUUCAGAAUGACCCACUGUUCAGCGAGGUCUUCUAUGAUUGUAAGAAGGAUCUCCUGGAGAAAGCAGGGAUUAACGCGCCACUAGCUGGAACUUUCGAUGAAAAGAUACCUCCUGUGAGGAUAGAUGAAAACGAAUCCCUAAAGGAUGAGUUGUCUUUUGAUGAGCCAUUUCAGAAAAGUGUGAGCUCAGGAAGCCUGACCUCGAUGGACUGGAUGCAUGGGGCUGCAGCAAAGCCGAGUUUCCUGGAUUUUUCAGGACUUGAUUAUGGAGCUGUUUACGGGAUGAGGAGGGCAUUCAGUGAAGGAGACAUAAAGACUCUUGAUAAUGGUAAUGUGAGCCUUAUCUAUUCUCCACUUGAGCAGCCGAUCAUUGUCAGCAACUGCACCAGCGAAGAGCGCCGGGAGAAGCUCUCAAGAUACAGAAACAAGAAAACAAAGAGGAACUUUGGGAGGAAGAUCAAGUAUGCAUGCAGGAAGGCGCUUGCGGACAGCCAACCCAGGAUUCGUGGAAGAUUUGCAAGGACUGAGGAAGGUGAUGCUCCCAAGAGACAGUAAAUUUCGGGCAUUGAGUACCAAUAAUGAGGCUGCAAUAGCCGUUCCAGAGGAAUACCAGAGAGAGUUUAGCCUCACAAAGAGAGCCAGGGAAGUCGAUGAAGAAGGGUCAUCGAAGUUAGGACUCGGUAAACGGAAUCCCCAACUCCUGCAAACUAGUUGAUCCUCUAGAGCCACCGUAGUAACACUCCUAUAUAGACCAGAAGCUGCCGGCAAGAUCUGUACAUAGGUUUGUUGAACAAUAAAGGGUGGUCGAGAAAGAGAUGUAGAUGCUCGUAUUCGCAUAUAUAUAAUUUCGUUCAUGUA
Eucalyptus grandis is the source of this 1392-nucleotide messenger RNA. Its product is annotated as zinc finger protein CONSTANS-LIKE 1. The record is from RefSeq and is a predicted model, not a curated record. The coding region runs from base 232 to 1089 and encodes 285 amino acids. Gene Ontology annotation, biological process: regulation of flower development. The transcript has 4 exons. Lineage: Eukaryota; Viridiplantae; Streptophyta; Magnoliopsida; Myrtales; Myrtaceae. Gene Ontology annotation, molecular function: protein binding. Gene Ontology annotation, cellular component: nucleus.